AGUCCUAUUUAGGGAAUUUAAAAAAUGUAGUCCUAUUUGUGCAAUUUUGCCACUUUUUAGUCCUAUUUAGGGAAUUCACUCUUUUUUUAAAUCAACCAUUCAAGUAUUCAACACCUAAAAGUGGGCGUUGAGCCAUUGGCAAAAACCCCCUCUCGCUCUUGCAUCUCUUCUAAGAAGGUCUCACUCAUUCUGUAAUCUGUACACCGAUCAUUAUUAAUUCGACGAUGCUUUCUCUAUCUAGAAACACUCUGAUCAUCCUUAUUCAAGCUGAUGUCGGAGACGCGGUGAUUUGAGCGAAUUUUUCAGUUCGAUUUUUGGCUCCCGGUGGUCUGAGGCCUUUAGGUUGGUCGAGGAAAUGUAUAAGAACCAGCUGCAAGAGCUGGCGCAGAGGAGCUGCUUCAACUUGCCGUCGUAUUCCUGUAUCAGAGAAGGCCCUGACCACGCGCCGCGGUUCAAGGCCACCGUCAACUUCAAUGGCGACACUUUCGAGAGCCCUAACUACUGCUCCACGCUUCGCCAGGCGGAGCACUCCGCUGCCGAGGUUGCGCUCCAUGCUCUAGCCAACGGUGGUCCUUCGCAAUCGCUUGCUGCGAAGAUCCUGGAUGAAACAGGUGUAUACAAAAAUCUCUUGCAAGAAGUUUCUCAAAGGGUGGGAGCGCCAUUGCCUGCAUACACAACACACAGAUCAGGUCUAAAAGGACAUCUACCUCUCUUCACAUGUACAGUGGUGUUGGCAGGGGUUACCUUUACAGGUGAACCAGCCAAAAAUAAGAAACAGGCUGAAAAGAAUGCAGCCAUGUCAGCUUGGUCAUCCCUAAAAUUAUUGGAACAGCAGCAGUCAGAGAACUCAAAUUUGAAUUCACCUGAUAAGGGGGGAAUAAGGAUAGAAGAACAAGAACAUGUUACUGUAGCACGGGCUUUCCAAAUAUAUCUGAUUAGAGCUAGAGUAGCUGGAUUGCCAUUCCCAAUCAGUUACCAGAGCACCUCAAAUACCUCAAGGCCAUCAACAAGUACACAACAACCUCUGCCUGCUACAUCAUCAAAGAUACUACCCCUAAUCCACCCAAGAACACAUCUCGGUAUAAAACCCCUGGUCCAAAGUAGACCACAUUUGAAUCCACCAUCACCAAUUAUUAUCCAACCAGUACAAUCUUUUGCUGUGGGUGCCCCACCAUACAUCCCUGUCCGGCAUUUGACACCACUGCAUCAUAGAAUUGCGCCUCCUGUGACUGUACGGAGUGCGAUCCCAGUUUUUUCUGCACCGCCACGCCGACCACCUUCUCAGCCACCAUAUAUGUAUGUUAGACAAGGUGUUGUGCCAGUGUACCCUUCUCUCCCAGAACUACAGCCCUUUGUAAAGGAGCCACAUCCAUCUAAAGCACCACUGGUUGGGGUUGAGGAAAAACCAGACACUAAGUUAAAUCCCGAACCCCCAAAAAAAUCUGCUCCGAGGAUAUCAACUGGAAAAAUCUGCUCCGAGGAUAUCAACUGACUCUCAGCAACGAUAGUCUUUGGAAAUGAAGAAUAUGAAGAAACUUAGUACAUAUGAUGCUUCAUAACAGUCAGCCAGGGCCCAGGGGUUAUCACAUUCUCUAGCCUUUUGUAAUGCAUCCCCACAUGCUCUACAGAUAAAUGAUUUAUUUAGGUGGUAAUGUUUUAUUGCUAUCCAUGUGUUCUUUUAUACUCCAGCUGUUCCAAAAGGUUCUUUCCAUUUUCUUUUUUGCUCAUAAUUUUUGUGUGUUCUCC
Cuscuta epithymum is the source of this 1746-nucleotide messenger RNA. Lineage: Eukaryota; Viridiplantae; Streptophyta; Magnoliopsida; Solanales; Convolvulaceae. The record is from the annotation of a GenBank genome assembly.